Molecule: messenger RNA, 1886 nt
Organism: Neurospora crassa OR74A
Lineage: Eukaryota; Fungi; Ascomycota; Sordariomycetes; Sordariales; Sordariaceae
Product: SET domain-containing protein
Exons: 3
Coding region: 233-1681 (482 amino acids)
Biological process (GO): peptidyl-lysine monomethylation
Cellular component (GO): nucleus
Molecular function (GO): protein binding; protein-lysine N-methyltransferase activity
Source: RefSeq, a predicted model, not a curated record
AGGGUUAUCCAUUUUAACGGUCGUACAUACAAUUACUCCAUCUUACAAGACCUUUACGACCAGGGUGCUUUUGUUACGGCAGUUGCUUCUGUUGGUGCGGGUUCAGUCUCAUGCACGAUUGGAUUCGUAGAUGGAGCUUAAAUAAACUCCAUAAACUCUCAGUUAUACUUACUUCUUAGCAGGGUGGAAGGCACCUCUCUUCCUGUCGUACAGCAAGCGGUCUUUCACAAAAAUGGCACAACCUGGGCUCCCAAUCGAGGCACUGCCCGCUUGGGCUCUGCUCAACGGCAUCACAUUCCCGCAUGUCAAGGUCACCAACAUCGAAGGGAAAGGCUUUGGCGUAGUAAGGGAUGGAGAGCUCCAACCAGAGGUUCCUCUGAUGACGGUCCCAAACAGCCUCGUUCUCAACGUACAAGCUGUCGAUGAAUAUGCCAAAGAAGACAAGAACUUCAAGCAACUGUUGGGUGCUGUUGGACAUCAUUCAGCCAGAAGGGAUAUAUUAUUAUUUCUCCUUGUCCAGUUGGUUCUGGCUUCCAAAACACACCAAGCUCCAGUGGGCGUCUCAAACCCAUGGACCGAGUACAUCAAGUUCCUACCCAAAACGGUCCUCGUACCCACACUGUGGACAGAAGAUGAGCGGCUACUUCUCCGGGGUACAUCUCUCGAGUCAGCCGUGAAUGCAAAGAUGACGGCCAUUACUGCCGAGUUUGAUGCGGUCCGGGAGGCCGCAUCUAGCCUCCCGAGCUGGAACGACGUUCUGUGGCCAUACGAAGACGGCAAUUCUUCGGCAUCUCUACGCAGUUGGAUUCUUUUAGAUGCGCUUUACCGGUCUCGAGUCCUCGAGUUGCCGAAGUCGGGAGAGUCCAUGGUGCCAUGCAUUGACAUGAUCAACCACUCGACCCGUGCGUCGGCUUACUAUGACGAAAACGCCAAAGACGAGGUAGUCCUUUUGCCGAGGCCAGACAGCAGCAUUUCACCUGGUGAGGAGGUAACUAUCAGCUAUGGCGAUGCCAAGCCGGCUGCAGAGAUGCUGUUUAGUUACGGGUUUAUAGAUCCGGAAGCGACUGUUGAGAGUCUUGUGCUCCCUUUGGAGCCGUUUGAGGACGACCCGUUGGCAAAGGCCAAGCUUUUCGCGUUCAAGGACCUGCCCAAAGUUCUCGUGGCUCGCGACAAGGGUAGCUCUGCCGUUUCAUGGAACAGCCCAUUCGCCUACCUCAUGUGCGUGAACGAGGAGGAUGGCCUCGAUUUCCGGGUGCUACAGGACAGUGUGGGUGGCCGACAGCUCCGUGUUUUCUGGCGAGAGGAGGACGUUACAGACCGGAUAGGGGACUUUGAAACCCUUAUCCAGAACUAUGAGGUAUCUACACUUAUUAAGUUGCGCGUUGUCACUGUGGUCCAGGAGCGGUUGCAGCAGCAGCUUGAGAGAGCGCAGUCUUCUGCGGAUCUCGCUUCACUCCCCAUCGGCGACGUUGACCUGAUGAGGGACGAGUGUCGUCAGGCUGCUUCUCUUCUCAGGAGCAUCGAAACCGAUCUUCUAAAAGUUGUCAUAGAUGACUUGGAGAAAGAGAGGCGUAUGCUACUGGCUGAUGAAAACGUGGUGGCAUAUCUCGGAUCGAUGGAAACUGCCGAAGCUGACUUAGUUGGCGAGGAGGCGUCCAAUGAGCCCGACGACUUCAGUUGACGAACCACACACUUUUGAAAUGGAGACUGCAAGGCAUCGUGAUGCUCUCUGAUCCAAAUGUCUGGAGGUUUCUUGGUGAAGGUUUCUUUGUGAAAUUCUCCUUGUGAGACUUUAUUUUGGUAUGAUCGGUUCGUAGGCCCAGAUAGGAGAUUGUGUAAACACCAAACCAUGAGCUCAAAAUAUACGUACAUCGACGAUGCCGCCG